Messenger RNA from Knipowitschia caucasica, 225 nucleotides. NCBI's taxonomy places the organism in Eukaryota, Metazoa, Chordata, Actinopteri, Gobiiformes, Gobiidae. The record is from the annotation of a GenBank genome assembly.
AUGGAGUCCGUAAAGCAGACUCUGAAGGAGGAGAAACAAGCCUUGUCCACAGAACUGCAGUCCGUAAAAACGACUCUGAGGACUGUGGAGAAGCGGGCUGAAGAUGACGGGCAACGGAAGGACUCCCUCCUGAACGAUGCUGGCUUUUAUAUUGAUGAGCUGAACACCAAAAUGCAGGACCAGGAGAUGCACCUGAGGAAAGAAAUGGAAGAGCGGACCAACUGA